UCCCUCCGAGUCCCAUGACGUAUACUAGCUCAACCAGCGAAAAAGAAGGCAAAAAGUAAACACGUUAUUUCCUUAAGAUGGCCUCGACUUCUUGGGUUCGUGUUGUGCUCCUGGUGUCAUUCUCGGUCCUUCUGACAUUGGCUCUGGGCUUCGGGCUGCCUGCGGUCCUCAACUUAGCUGCCGGAUGCUUCGGCUUUGCAGAGAAGAGUGUCACGGAAUGCAUCGUGUUUGUUUAUUUGGUUUUCGUGGCAUACGUUGCAAUGCCUAGAGUUCCUAGAGGAGUGGUGGAGGUAAAAAACAAAGCAGUGUUCAUCACUGGCUGCGACAGUGGUUAUGGCAAAGCACUCGCUAAACACUUGCACAAACUUGGAUUCACGGUGUUCGCAGGCUGUCUUUUAAAGGAUGACGAUGGUGAGGGGGCGAAGGAGCUGGAGGAGCUCAAGUGUGAUCGCAUGAACGUGUUGCAACUCGACGUCCGCAGUGAGGAGCAGGUCACCAAGGCUGUGGAAUAUGUCCAAGAAGGUCUUGGUGACAAAGCAACAGGCCUGUGGGCGUUGGUGAACAAUGCUGGCAUUUCAACAUUUGGGGAAGUAGAGUUCACGUCUAUGGAUACCUACAAGCAGGUGUCAGAGGUCAACCUCUGGGGAACCAUCAGGGUCACCAAGGCUUUCCUGCCAUUAGUCCGCAGGGCCAAAGGCCGUGUGGUGAACCUCGCCGGGGUGUACGGCCGCAUGGGCUGCGUCCUGCGCUCGCAGCUCUGCGUCUCCAAGUACGGCGUGGAGGCCUUCUCGGACUGCCUGCGCUACGAGAUGAGGCUCUGGGGGGUGAAGGUGUCCAUUGUGGAGGCCGGGAGCCUCGCGGGCGCCAAGGGCAACCUGGCGCGCGACACGGUGUCCGCUACGGCCAACAAGCUGUGGCACGAGGCGGCCGCCCCCGUCAAGGAGGACUACGGGAAGGCGCACUUUGACCAGCAGAUGGCGCUGGUGCGCUCGGGCUGCACCGCCGGAGACCGCGACGUGAGGCCCGUGCUGGACGACAUCACGGACGCCAUCGUGUCCAAGAGGCCGUACACGCGCUACAACCCCAUGGAGCCGCACUGGUGGAUCCGCAUGCAGCUCAUGACGCACCUGCCCGCCGCCCUCUCAGACCGACUGUACUUCUAAGAUGGCCACCGGGGAGAUCGCAGAGUCGCCACAACCCCCGUUGGUAGUAAGCGGCGGGAACGGACUCUAGUGCAAUUGGUCCGUAGACUCCACCGACUCCCCAGGCCUCCUCCAGACCUGAAUCCACGUCACUCACAGCCUUAAAUGCUCAAACGUUCAACCAUUGCACUUUGAUUCUCUGUUUGUUUAUCCCGUUAUAUUCAGGUUAAUACGUUCCACAGGGUUGUUGUUGCCUUAUGGUUUGGUAACAGCACGGCUCUGAGAGUCCGGAUGAGGAGAGCUUCAGGUUGGAUGGUGAUGCUGAAUGCCAAUGGUAUGCUGCUGCAUGGGGAGGGGGAAUUGAAAUGCCUUUUUCUUCGUUUUUAGCUUCUGGCCGAGACCAGGGCAUUUCAAGCGGAGUCUCCUGCCGUUCAGUUGAGGCCCGCUCCAGGAACCGGCCGGGGCCGGCCGGUAGGACUGUGGGCAGACCCUGCCAGGGACCCUGGUUAUGUAAUGGAAACAGAAGCAGCCUUUGUCUAACGCGUUUCAUAGGAUCCCGUUAGUUGCUUUAACAAUUUCGUUUUUUUCCCCCGCUGCAAGUGGAGUUUCAUCAUUCUAUGGAAGCCAUAGUUAUGACCGGAAAAACGUAUCAGCCUUAAAUAUGUCUGUUCAGAUGCAGCGAAAAAUAUGGUUGUAUUAUUUUUGGUUAUUAAAUACAAUCUUGUUAACCUUGGAUUUAGUACCACUUGAAGCCACCAGGGAGUGUCAAAGUAUUGGGUUUAACAUUGUGGCCUUUGUGUUGGCUAUCUGUUGGCUCCUCAUCAUUCACAGCCCUGCUGAGGAUCACCAUGUUAACAGAUAGAUAGGCACUUUAUCUUGUAAGCACUAGAGUACAAUUGUGAUAUUCUACUAGAUAUUGCCUGUAGGUGCUGCAAUGAUUUCAUUAAGAAUGAAUGUCAAAAUAUGAUGUCAUGUCAGUUAAGUAUAAUUUCGCAAAUGUUUCAUGUGCAGAAAACAGUAAUGCCAGAACCAGAUGUUUAACAUUAACAUCAUGGUAUCGAGUAGGCUAUGUUAUUGAUAUGAACCGACUUUUACGUGCAACCCGACUAUUCAAAAUAGCCUAUGCAUUUAAAUAGCAUUAAGUCUUUCCACAAUUAGGUUUCAUACAACUAUUUUCAAAUUAAUACCUAAUUUAUUUUAAUACCCAUGUGUCUACUUAAACUAGACACAGAAGAUUAAGCAUAAUCACACGGAUUCAAUCGCCAUCUUUGUCAAUUUCAGAUAAGUGUACUCAAUUGAAAUCCUUCCAAAACAAUCAGCUCAGUCUUUAAUGUCCUAUCAAAGAAGUGAUUUGUAUCAAUGAAUAAAACAUUUUAAUACGC
This is a messenger RNA of Gadus morhua (Atlantic cod), 2524 nucleotides long. It is a transcript of the gene bdh1, whose product is annotated as 3-hydroxybutyrate dehydrogenase, type 1. Gene Ontology annotation, molecular function: oxidoreductase activity. The transcript has 5 exons. Gene Ontology annotation, biological process: steroid metabolic process. Bases 78 to 1163 code for a protein of 361 amino acids. NCBI's taxonomy places the organism in Eukaryota, Metazoa, Chordata, Actinopteri, Gadiformes, Gadidae. The record is from RefSeq and is a predicted model, not a curated record. Gene Ontology annotation, cellular component: intracellular membrane-bounded organelle.